Messenger RNA from Suillus bovinus, 240 nucleotides. RefSeq lists its product as uncharacterized. NCBI's taxonomy places the organism in Eukaryota, Fungi, Basidiomycota, Agaricomycetes, Boletales, Suillaceae. The transcript has 2 exons. The record is from RefSeq and is a predicted model, not a curated record. The coding region runs from base 1 to 240 and encodes 79 amino acids.
AUGUCUCCUCGCUCUGCACAUCCGUCCGCACACCCAUCUCGUGCAUACUGGGACUCCAAGCCCCCUAGUGGUCCCCCUCAUCCUCAUUCACCUGCAGGUCCUCCUGAGGGUGGCCACUGGCGAUACGACCCUGCAUGCGAACAGGAAAGAGACGCAUGGGAGUAUGAACAGGAACAAGGCGCUCGACAUGCACUUCCUCAUCAUAUGGGGAGCAACUCGCGCCCUUCUGAGAGCCCAUGA